This is a messenger RNA of Puccinia graminis f. sp. tritici CRL 75-36-700-3, 1518 nucleotides long. RefSeq lists its product as uncharacterized. The transcript is spliced from 9 exons. NCBI's taxonomy places the organism in Eukaryota, Fungi, Basidiomycota, Pucciniomycetes, Pucciniales, Pucciniaceae. The record is from RefSeq and is a predicted model, not a curated record. Bases 109 to 1128 code for a protein of 339 amino acids.
GAGACUCUAGUGUUGGUAUCCGGACAGCGCCGUUCCGCCUGCAGUCAUCUCCACCUCGGCCUUAACUUGCCCGCUUGUCGGCUGCGUGCAGAGUCCAGACUCAGAGUGAUGCACCACCACUCCAACUUCCUCCCCACCCACUCUAAAGUCCUCCUCCUCCUCCUCCUCCUCUUCAUCACCCUCCACACCCCAAACACCGCGAUGGCUGCUACCAAGAAGCUUCUAGUGGGCUAUGUCCCCGAGCAUUUCUCGGCACCGCUACUCCAGCUGCUCGAGCACGACAAGGAGCUCGCAGAAUGGGUCGAGCUGGUGCCCAACCCGAGCGGGACCGGACAGAUGAUCAGCGCCCUCAAGGAGCGCUCCAUCCAUCUCGCCGUCGCACUCACCGAGUCGCUCAUCGCCGGGAUCAUCCUCGGCAAAGGGGACUACAAACUCAUCGGCACCUAUGUCACCAGCCCCUUGAACUGGGCCGUCAUCACUGGGGCUAACACCAAGUACAAAUCGAUCGCCGACUUGAAAGGCCAAAAGAUGGGAAUCAGUCGUCCAGGCUCUGGCUCACAAGUGAUGGCCUCCGUCAUGGCGCUCCAACAAGGCUGGGCUAACUCUCCCGACUCGGCCCUCGAAUUUGUCGUGAAAGACUCGUUUAAAAACUUAAGAGACUCCGUCAACGACGGCUCCACUGCGGCCUUCAUGUGGGAAUGGUUUACAACUAAGCCUUACCAGGACUCGGGAGAAGUCAAGUUUAUCGGCAGCCAGCCCACGCCCUGGGAAUCUUGGAUGAUCGCUGCGUCCCCUGAAUCGGUCGAUCCCGAGCUCCUGGCGCCCGAGAAGCUGCGGUUAUUCUUGAGCAAACUGGACGAAUCGAUCCACAGGUUCGGGGCCGAACUCGGGAUCCGUAGCCCCGAGGAUGUCAAAUACAUCCAGGACACGUUCCAUCAAAAGGAGGAAGACGUUAAAGAAUGGAUGAAAGGCGUCAGUUAUCCGAAGAAAACUCACGAGAUCUCUCAGAAGACCUUGCAGGAAACCGUCAAGGAUUUGGGACUGGCCGGAGUGAUCCUGGACGCCAGCAAGGUCGUGAUACCUGACCAACUCGUCAACACUGAUGUCGCCAAGGUGAUCCAAACCUGAGCGGAAAGUGUGUGUAUGUAUGGGUCCAAAGAAGCCCCGCAAUCUCUUUCCUCAAUUGUCUCUUCUUCUUCUUGUAUGAAUCCCUGGGGUCUUCUUCAAUGACUCGAGAGCAUUGUACAAUCAUCAGCAUGUGGCAUGUUUCUCUUUGUCUAGCUGUUCUAUACGCACGAAUCUAUCGUUGUGAAAAAAAAGAAGAAGAAAAAAAAAUCGUUUUUAUUCUCUUGUCUGUCUGCCCUUAAAAGGCUUGAAUGCAUUCACAAUCUAUCUACACCCGUCCAUGGGAUUUCCUGGGCAAGACCCCAAUGAGAUGUAUGAUAAAUAUCUGUCCACUUGACUUAUACUCUAUAGAUGAUACUGCGGAAUCCAGAAAUCAUCGAAUGCGUGCGUGUG